CUCUCUCUUGCUGCGUCGGGCUGCACCGCACCGCCCCCGAGGAGGAGACUUGCGAUGGGCAAGGUUUGUGCCAUUUUUGGGGGAUCCCGAGGAAUAGGAAAAGCUGUUGCAGAACUGCUGGCACAGAAAGGCUGCCGCCUGGCAAUCAUUUCUAGGAAUCUGGAAGCAGCCCAAACCACUGCUCGCAAUCUUGGUGCAGGACAUCUGGCACUUAGCUGUGAUGUAUCCAGCGAACAAGAAGUUGAAAAUACUUUUGAGGAGAUGAAGAAGAAUUUAGGUCCUCUUAACUACUUGGUUAAUGCAGCUGGGAUCAACAGAGAUGGUUUAUUACUGAGAACCAAAACUGAAGAUAUGAUAGCCCAGAUUCACACUAACCUUUUGGGAACAAUGUUGACAUGCAAAGCUGCUGUAAAAGUCAUGAUUCAACAACAGGGAGGUGCUAUUGUCAACAUAGGAAGUGUUGUAGGACUUAAAGGCAACUCUGGUCAAAGCGUGUACAGUGCUACCAAAGCAGGAUUAGUUGGAUUUUCACGCUCUCUUGCUAAAGAAGUAGCAAAAAGGCAAAUUCGAGUGAAUGUGGUUGUUCCAGGCUUUAUUCACACAGAGAUGACUGCUCAUUUGGAAGAGGAUCAGCUGAAGAAAGCAAUUCUCCUUGGAAGAUUUGGAGAGCCUCAUGAAGUUGCACAUGCUAUUGUCUUUCUUCUAGAGUCCCCCUAUGUUACAGGGAGUACUCUAAUUGUAGAUGGAGGCUUACACCUUAUGACUUAAGUACUACUUUGAAUAAGAAUCUACGUAAAUGUCAUUAUAAUAAUAUAAAAAAUAAAAGGGGGCAGGUUGAAAUUAGUUGAAGAUUGAUGUAUGUAAUUGAUUUGAAAGUCUUCAUUCAGAGGAGAAAUUUAUCAGCAGUGGGUCUGUUUCACAGAAUCACAGAAUACAUCUGGUUGAAAGGAUCCUCAAAGAUCAUCCAGUCUGACUCUUGACACAGCAUUGAACAGUCAACACUAAACCAUGUCCCUAAGCACCAGGUCCACAUGCUGUUUAAACACCUCCAAGGAUGGUGACUCCACCACUGUGAUUUAGUACUGUGAAGCCUGUAUGUAACAAUUUGCAAAAGAUCUGGGUUUGUUAUUAUGAUAUUUUUAAAUAACAUACUGAAACAUUUUUAAAGUACUGUAUUUUGAUGAAGUUAUGUUUUCCAGUUUGGGGUAAAGAUUUUAUCUGAAUUGUCAUGUUGUACAAAGGUUAAUAAAGUGUG
Molecule: messenger RNA, 1255 nt
Organism: Indicator indicator
Lineage: Eukaryota; Metazoa; Chordata; Aves; Piciformes; Indicatoridae
Gene: CBR4
Product: carbonyl reductase 4
Exons: 6
Coding region: 55-768 (237 amino acids)
Biological process (GO): fatty acid biosynthetic process
Molecular function (GO): oxidoreductase activity, acting on the CH-OH group of donors, NAD or NADP as acceptor; quinone binding
Source: RefSeq, a predicted model, not a curated record